This is a messenger RNA of Pipistrellus nathusii (Nathusius's pipistrelle), 1668 nucleotides long. The record is from the annotation of a GenBank genome assembly. NCBI's taxonomy places the organism in Eukaryota, Metazoa, Chordata, Mammalia, Chiroptera, Vespertilionidae.
AUGGACUCAGACGAGGGUUACAACUACGAGUUCGACGAGGACGAAGAGUGCAGCGAGGAGGACAGCGGCGCCGAGGAGGAGGACGAGGACGAGCCAGAUGACGAUAACCUGGAUCUGGGCGAGGUGGAGCUGGUGGAGCCCGGGCUGGGCGUCGGCGGGGAACGGGACGGACUGCUGUGCGGGGAGACCGGCGGCGGCGGCGGCGGCAGCAGCGCUCUCGGGUCCGGCGGCGGCGGCGGUGGCAGUGGCGGCGGCGGCGGCGGGCCGGGGCAAGAGCAGGAAGAGGAUUACCGAUACGAGGUGCUCACGGCUGAGCAGAUACUGCAACACAUGGUGGAAUGUAUCCGGGAGGUCAACGAGGUCAUCCAGAAUCCAGCAACUAUCACAAGAAUACUCCUUAGCCACUUCAAUUGGGAUAAAGAGAAGCUAAUGGAAAGGUACUUUGAUGGAAACCUGGAGAAGCUCUUUGCUGAGUGUCAUGUAAUUAAUCCAAGUAAAAAGUCUCGAACACGCCAGAUGAAUACAAGGUCAUCAGCACAGGAUAUGCCUUGUCAGAUCUGCUACUUGAACUACCCUAACUCGUAUUUCACUGGCCUUGAAUGUGGACAUAAGUUUUGUAUGCAGUGCUGGAGUGAAUAUUUAACCACUAAGAUAAUGGAAGAAGGCAUGGGACAGACUAUUUCGUGUCCUGCUCACGGUUGUGAUAUAUUAGUGGAUGACAACACAGUAAUGCGCCUGAUCACAGAUUCAAAGGUUAAAUUAAAGUAUCAACAUUUAAUAACAAAUAGCUUUGUUGAGUGCAAUAGACUGUUAAAGUGGUGUCCUGCCCCAGAUUGCCACCAUGUUGUUAAAGUCCAAUAUCCUGAUGCCAAGCCUGUUCGCUGCAAAUGUGGGCGCCAAUUUUGUUUUAACUGUGGAGAAAAUUGGCAUGAUCCUGUUAAAUGUAAGUGGUUGAAGAAGUGGAUUAAAAAGUGUGAUGAUGACAGUGAAACCUCUAAUUGGAUUGCAGCCAACACAAAGGAAUGUCCCAAAUGCCAUGUCACAAUUGAGAAGGAUGGCGGUUGUAAUCACAUGGUCUGUCGUAACCAGAACUGUAAAGCAGAGUUUUGCUGGGUGUGUCUUGGCCCUUGGGAACCACAUGGAUCUGCCUGGUACAACUGUAACCGCUAUAAUGAGGAUGAUGCAAAGGCAGCAAGAGAUGCACAGGAGCGGUCUAGGGCAGCCCUGCAGAGAUACCUGUUCUAUUGUAAUCGCUAUAUGAACCACAUGCAGAGUCUACGCUUUGAGCACAAACUGUAUGCUCAGGUGAAGCAGAAAAUGGAAGAGAUGCAACAGCACAACAUGUCCUGGAUUGAGGUGCAGUUCCUGAAGAAGGCAGUGGAUGUCCUCUGCCAGUGUCGUGCCACACUCAUGUACACUUAUGUCUUCGCUUUCUACCUCAAAAAGAAUAACCAGUCCAUUAUUUUUGAGAAUAACCAAGCAGAUCUAGAGAAUGCCACAGAGGUGCUUUCAGGCUACCUUGAACGAGAUAUUUCCCAAGAUUCUCUACAGGAUAUAAAGCAGAAAGUACAAGAUAAGUACAGAUACUGUGAGAGUCGGCGAAGGGUUUUGUUACAGCAUGUGCAUGAAGGCUAUGAAAAAGAUCUGUGGGAGUACAUUGAGGACUGA